This is a messenger RNA of Condylura cristata (star-nosed mole), 905 nucleotides long. It is a transcript of the gene GRPEL1, whose product is annotated as GrpE-like 1, mitochondrial (E. coli). The transcript is spliced from 5 exons. Gene Ontology annotation, biological process: protein folding; protein import into mitochondrial matrix. The record is from RefSeq and is a predicted model, not a curated record. Gene Ontology annotation, molecular function: protein homodimerization activity; protein-folding chaperone binding; adenyl-nucleotide exchange factor activity. Gene Ontology annotation, cellular component: PAM complex, Tim23 associated import motor. Bases 1 to 759 code for a protein of 252 amino acids. Lineage: Eukaryota; Metazoa; Chordata; Mammalia; Eulipotyphla; Talpidae.
AUGGGGCCGCCAGCCCAUGGUGGCCCCGCCUUUGUUUUUCACGCCACUCCCGCCGACCAGGGCACCACACAGGGUCAGCUGGCCCUGCCUGCACCCCCGGUCCAGGGCCACCCGUGCCCACUGCAGGAAAUCUGGCCGGCUCGCUCUGGCCUCUGGUCUGUUUCCAGGAGGUCCUCCCCUCGCCUCCUGUGCACAGCCCCCAAGCAGAAGAACGGCCAGAACUUGGAGGAGGACGUGGGCCGCCAUGACCAGAAGGCAGACUCGCCCUCCGCGGAGAAGCUGCUCCUGGAGGAGAAGGUCAAGUUGGAGGAGCAGCUGAAGGAGACCAUGGAAAAGUACAAGCGCGCUCUGGCGGACACCGAGAACCUGCGGCAGAGAAGCCAGAAGCUGGUGGAAGAGGCCAAGUUAUAUGGCAUCCAGGCCUUCUGCAAGGACCUGCUGGAGGUGGCGGACAUCCUGGAGAAGGCCACGGAGAGCGUGCCCCGGGAGGAGGUCAGGGACGACAACCCGCACCUCAAGAGCCUGUACGAGGGGCUGGUCAUGACGGAGGUCCAGAUCCAGAAGGUGUUCACCAAGCACGGCCUGCUCAAGCUGAACCCCGUGGGAGCCAAGUUCGACCCCUAUGAGCACGAGGCCCUGUUCCACACGCCAGUGGAGGGCAAGGAGCCGGGCACAGUGGCGCUGGUCAACAAAGUGGGGUACAAGCUGCACGGGCGCACACUGAGGCCGGCCCUGGUGGGGGUGGUGAAGGAAGCGUAGCCGCCUCUGGGGGCGGCAGUCUGUGGCCCGCGCUGUCACUGCAAGGCCGAGUCGUCUCGCCGAGUACUCUGACCUGUCCUGGGCCUGUGGGGCGCUUAGUGACCAGUGGCCCACAAAAUUAAGGCGGUUGCUGACGCUCUGAUGAA